UAAAAUAGUUUUAUUUUAAUUUUAAAGUGAAUUGAUUUCAAGGAAAUAGGAACUAGAUGGCCAGACCCAGGUGGGAGUUUCAUUAAUGACGUCAGAACAAUAAUCAACCAUGCUUCAACCCAUAUGGGGCUGGCUCUCAUCUCUAUUUCUCUACCCACUUCCAAGUUUACUUUCCAGGUAUUACUGUCUUCAUGUUUCAUGAGAAAACGGAAACCUAUUAGGGCAAGAAACUGGCGUGUGACUGUAAUCCUUUAGCAUUUCCGAGACAAGAGCAUCAGGAAUUCAAGGUCACCCUCCCCUACCCGGAGAGUUCGAGUUCUGACUGGGCUACUUGAGACCUUGUCUCAAUCUCAUCCCACCCGCCAAAAAGAGUCCAGGAGGAAACCAUUAAUGAGGUGUUGAGAUUCCAGCCAAGGGUCUUGACCAGGGUCCUGACUUGACCUAACGCAAUUCUUGAUCUAUGAUGCUCUAUCAUUGUCUGUGGAGAGAGUAGGGGACUUAGGGUUCAGUGUCGAGCAGCGUCGUUGGCUGCCUUGGACCCACCUGCCUAGACCGAAGAUUCAAACCAAUCCAGAGAAGGAGCUUGGUAAUGACUUUGGUGAGGGAACCGUUGCCAUGGGAACAAAUACAGGCCUGAGGCGCGCACAUGCGCACAGCCGAAGGGGGGGGGACACGGAACCAGUGAAAGGUGACGUAAAACGCUCGGGGUAGGGCGGAGUGCUCACACUGUGGGAGCCGUGGCCUUGGGAGUUCUGAGCGGAGGGAAGUCGCGAAGCGGUGAGGACGAAGUGUGUUCGGCGGCCCGCCACACACCACCGGAGCAAACCGCGGGGACCAGACUGGCCCGCUGCCGAGGCCCCGCCUCUUGGACCUCGGGACUAAUCGGAUUGAAAGCGCGCCGGCCCCGGGCCCCGAACUCGCCAAUUGAGGAGGACGACUGUCACCGCCCAAUCCGGGGCAGACAGGUGCGAGGUCCGGAAGGUGGAGGCCAAUCGGCAGCGGUUGCGCCCUGCGGGGGCAAGAUUCAGCCAAUGAGGAGGCUCGAGUGACAGCUGAGCGCGCCAAUCGAGAGUGAGGACCGAUCGUGCCCGCCCACCCUUCCGGCCGGAGCUCUAUUUACCAGGGGCGUGCAGCUCGCUUGCCAAUCAGAGUGCGGCUGAGCUGCCGGACAGCCAACCCCAGAGGAGCGGCCGGCUGGCGGCCGCCGCACUGAGGAGUUGGGAUGUCCUACAAACCUAUCGCGCCCGCCCCCAGCAGUACCCCGGGCUCCAGCACCCCCGGGCCAGGCACCCCGGUCCCUACAGGUGAGGCUCCAACUCCAUCCUUGUUCGCCUUGUCCGGGCAGUCGAGGUCUUGGAGAGAAACCGCUCGAGUUUUGCAAUCCGGGGCCUGCUAGACGAGCCUGGCUCAGCCUCAGUUUGCUGGCCUGAGAAGUGGGCGUGGUCACGUAGAGCUUGUAGGUGGAGCGCAGGGGGGAGGAGUGUGUCUCCGAAGUUGUUCAGAGUGGAAUGAAGAAGCAUGCCGUUGGAGCCGGGAGUGUCCCAUCGCCAUCGGGCUCAGUGCCAGGAGCUGCCGCACCUUUCAGACCGCUGUUUAACGACUUUGGUCCGCCCUCCAUGGGGUAUGUACAGGCGAUGAAGCCACCUGGUUCCCAGGGCUCUCAGAGCACCUACACGGACCUGCUGUCUGUCAUAGAGGAGAUGGGCAAAGAGAUCCGGCCCACCUAUGCUGGUAGCAAGAGUGCCAUGGAGCGCCUGAAGAGAGGCAUCAUCCACGCUCGGGCACUAGUCAGAGAGUGCUUGGCAGAGACAGAACGCAAUGCCCGCACGUAACAGGAAGCACCUUGACCUCCUCGCCGGGACCUUUCUGGCCACUGCAGAGCGCCUGCUUCUCCCUGGCCUUCGCGCCCCAAGUUGCUUCCUAUCCUGGGCUUCCUGUCCUGUGUCCCUUAGUGGGCACCCUCCAGGAACCAGGUAGCAGAUCUUCGUCCAGUUGGCUGUACAAACUGGUCUCCUCCCUCUGUGGGAGUGCUGGGAGGCCACUGGGAGUCCCUUCCAUGACCUGCUCACAGUGCUGAUCUGACGGGAGCUUGCUCCUCUCUGUGGCCCCACCACACAGCACUUACUCCUUAACUCUUAGCCCAGGCCACCUCCUGCCUCUUCAACAGGAGUGCAGAAGACCUUCCUGCCUCAUCUCUGGGGCCACAGCCGACUCUUUUUUUGGUGUGUCUUUUACUAAAUAUGUCCUUUUUGUAUAAAUAAAAGAUGCUUUGGAGUCAUUCUCUCA
Mus musculus (house mouse) is the source of this 2286-nucleotide messenger RNA. It is a transcript of the gene Cdk2ap2, whose product is annotated as cyclin dependent kinase 2 associated protein 2. The coding region runs from base 1509 to 1832 and encodes 107 amino acids. The record is from RefSeq and is a predicted model, not a curated record. NCBI's taxonomy places the organism in Eukaryota, Metazoa, Chordata, Mammalia, Rodentia, Muridae. Gene Ontology annotation, cellular component: nucleus; cytoplasm. The transcript is spliced from 4 exons.